AUGACGACGAAUUCGUGCGCCGUGGAGACGGCUCUGGCGCGGAAUCUGCUGUCAUCGGUGAUGGCACUGGUGCUCCCUUGUGACCUGGAGAGUGACAAUGCUGAGCUGGAGUCGUUUGUGACACAACAAUCGGCUCUGCGUAAGGCUCUAGAACGCCACAACGUCUUUGGCCUCGUGACGGAUGGCAAGGCACUGAUGAAAUGGCAGACCAGGCUGCUGCAGCUUAUAGAGGGACCACCUGUUGCUUGUCGCAUAGGAUGGGAGCUGCUACUGACAACAACGCGUCAGAGUCCGCUGAUACGACUUGAAUCGCUGGCUGUAAAGCUGCUGGAGCGCGUCGUGAAGCUGCUGAAGCAGCAGCAGUUGAUGAAACGAGAGGCUGUGGAUACAGAAGAAGCCACUGCUACUGCUGCUUGUGGUGUGGCUCAGUCACUGCUUCUUCAUGUGGACAGGUUCAAUUCGGACACGCGUCGUGAUGUGCUGGAGCUGCUGGGGAAGCUUCUGCAGCCGUUGGUAGCGUUGCUUUCGAGCAAGUGGAAGACCAGCAAGAAGAAUUUGAUUAUUGCACAAUUGGAGCUCGUUGAAACACUGUUGUGUGCGUCUCCUAACUCUCUUAGAAGUUAUGCUGCGAAGAUCGAGUCUGCUUGUGUGGAUGCGCUUUUCCCAGCUGCUGAUGGGAAGUAUACUGAUGAGGUCGUAGCUCAGAAGGCAACAGUGUGUCUGGCACUGCUGUCCAAUGCGUCGGACAAGCCACAGCAGGUGUGGACGCAGAUGGCUCAGAAAGCAUUGGAAGCUGCGCAUCAGCAGCUUGACUCGUUUGCAGGCAAACGCUCGACCGUACUGUCGACGGACGGUGUGACGGUAAAGAAGAUGUGGGUGCAAGGCGGGGCUAGUCAACAAUUACCAAUUUAUCAGCGUGCGGAAGUGACGCUGAUUAGGAUGACUCGUGCGCUGGGUGCGUUGCGUGAGCUGCUGAGUGCUCGCACUGCAACUCGAAGCCGCGGGCAGAUCUCUGAGCGUGAGGCGCAACAGAUGCUUCCAGACAUGGUGUUAUUCGCUCGGCGUGCCAUGGGAGUGCGUGCGCACGAAGUGGGCAAGCACACGGGUGUAUCUGAUGAUGGCGUGCGGCUACCGACUAGCGUCGUAUACGCUAUGAUCCCACUUGUUCGUGUGCAAACUCUCCGCGCGGUGAGUGCAUUGGUGGAGCGCAUUGGAAUUUGCGCGUUGCGUCACGCUAGUCAAAUUACGCGUGUUUUUUUGCUUGCUUCCGAAAACGUAGGCGAUGGCGAGGAUCUCCAGGCCUUGGCAGAUGCUACAGCAGUGUGUGCACGUCGUUUGGGUGCAAGCACUGUAGAAAAUCUUGGUGCGCCUUUGCUAAAGGAGCUGAUUACGCGCUGCAAGCGCAUUCUCGGUGGAAAGUUUAUCUCUACCACUAUAUCGAACAAUAUGGCGAAGGCUUCAGCUGCACACCAGGAUGACGCAAAGAACGUUGGAAAUAAGAGCAAGAAACGGAAACGCCAGGCUGCUGCAGCAGCAACUAUUGCAGCUCUAAAUGGAGGCAACCUGUCUAUAAGCCAAGCUAACUUCGUUUCAAUGCGUGACGAAACUGUUAUUGCGCUGACCCUCAAGGUAGUUUUGGGUGCCAUCGCUGGUUGUGUGAGCGUCUACGGAAGCUUGCUACCUGAAGAGUGUCGUUCUUUGGUUCGUGAACUCGCGCUAGAAGCGAUCCAACGCCGACAUGUAGUGGGAUCAAGUCUCGCUUACGGUGCCGUGGACCCGGUAGCGCUAGUGCUUCUGUCGAAUGCGGUGACUGCUGAUGCCACAGGCUCACAUUCAGCUGAUUUGCUUUGUAGUAUCCGGUAUUGGCAGCGUCGUAUCGUAGGAUGCGGUGGAGCUUCGUCGGCACUUCAGCUUGUAGCUCUUAAUGCUGGCGAGGCAAUGCUUCACCCUCGUGCACCUCCACUGACUAUUAACUUCCAACAAGAUACCAACAAUGGCCAUAUAAAUAAUGGUCGCUUUGGGGCUAAUUUGAAGAUUAAACAAGAGUCCACUGUCUUGGGAGAUGCCAUGGACUGGGACAAAAAUGAAUGCGACGAAAGUAGUGGUGACGAAGACGCGGAAAAUGAGCAGGAAGGCGAGGACGAAACGAAAAAGUCAAAAAAGGCGUUCACCGUUUUUGAGGAAGGAAAAGAGGAGGAAGGAGAGGAGGAUAAGGAUGACGAGGACUACGACGAUGCACGUCUGCAGGCUGCUACAACGGAGGGACCGGUGGAGGCCGUUGCAUCCAUUGCGAUAGAGGAGGAUGAAGAUGAGGAAGAUGAUGACGGAGAGAAAGCGAAGCAAGCUGCAGCACGCGCAAAGAGUGAAAAUGACGACAAGCAAUUGCCAGUUGCUACACGUAUGGCGAAUAAUGACGACGAUGACGACUUUCCGGAUAUUGUCGUAGAUGAUGAUUAG
Molecule: messenger RNA, 2457 nt
Organism: Peronospora farinosa
Lineage: Eukaryota; Oomycota; Peronosporomycetes; Peronosporales; Peronosporaceae
Source: the annotation of a GenBank genome assembly